This is a messenger RNA of Rhopalosiphum padi (bird cherry-oat aphid), 2010 nucleotides long. RefSeq lists its product as uncharacterized. Lineage: Eukaryota; Metazoa; Arthropoda; Insecta; Hemiptera; Aphididae. The record is from RefSeq and is a predicted model, not a curated record.
AUGGUCAGACACUGCGUUAUGUGUGGAAACGUUGAUGGAGCUAUUGGAGUUUCAACACACAAAUUUCCUACGGACGCCGCACGUAGACGUCUGUGGGUGCAAUUUGUGGAGACCAACGGUUUUGCUGUUCGUCCACACUCUGUGCUCUGUUCGAGGCAUUUCAUUCCACACGUCGACUUCUUCCCAGGGGCCAAUCGACGCCGUUUAAUCAGAACAGCCGUGCCGUCAAUAGCAGUCGAACAGCAGCAUGAGGCACCUGACGGUGAACAAGCAGUUCACGAAGAAAUUGACAACGCCGAUGAACAAGGCGGCGCGGAAAUCGUUGAGGUCCAAAUGGAUUUCAAUGAAGUGCAAAUCGUCGAGGACAAUGUGGAAAUUGUCGAGGUCCAGGUGGAAGAUGACAAUGUGGAAGUUGUCGAAGUCCAGAUGGAAGACGACAAUGUGGAAGUUGUCGAAGUCCAGAUUGAAGACGACAAUGUGGAAGUUGUCGAAGUCCAGAUUGAAGACGACAAUGUGGAAGUUGUCGAGUUCCAGAUGGAUGACGUCAUAGUCGUUGAUGUUCUGCCGGCCGACGCGCGGGCAGAACUUGAAUUCGCAGACAUCUUCGACCAUUUACCUCCGGACGUCGACGAAGAGUUCGAGCCGAUUCCACUGGGUGUUCCUGUGGCGGCAGAACGUUUGCCAAUGAGAGACCGUCCGGCAGGUGUUCAACACCCACUCCCGGACCAACACAACAUAGGUGCUUUGGACGCGGUUUGCCGAGAAUGCAACGCCCGUCACUUCCACUGCGAGCGCGCAGCUAGAGGUCACUUCUCCACGUGCUGUAACAACGGUCAAGUGACCGCCACAGGACAGCGCGUUCUGCUGCCAGCACCUGUGCGUUUAACUAAUUUGUUGAUUGAUGAUUCACAGGAAGGUACCAACUUUCGAAGGGAGACUCGCCGGUACAACAACUCACUGGCGUUCGCAGCGUUCUCCAGCGACCUCAACCCCAGACGGUUGCCGGGUCGGGGACCAAGCGUGUACACUGUCCACGGACAAGUGUACCGCAGGGUCAACAAUGACGUCGUCGGCAACGAACACAGGCCACCGAGCUACUGUGAGUUGUACUUUGUCAACUCCGCCGAGGCCAACCAGUCCCGAAUGCGACAACAGGAUGUCGCAGACCGUCUUUUGGCAGGUUUGCUUGCAGACCUGGACCAAAUGCUUCGGGAGAUCAACCCGUACGCUCAGGCUUUUAGGAACAUGAGCAGGUUGUGGUUGGAGGAACAAGAAAGAGCCAAUGCCAACCCUGAUUUGAUUGGACCGAGGUCGGUAAGUAUGCAUUUUGUUACAGAUGCAGCCAGGGACCAGCGACGAUACCAGCGACCGACCGCAAACGAAGUUGCGGCCGUGUUCGUUGGUGACGACGGACGACCAAAUCUGGUAAUUUUUGACAGGAAUCCCGUUGACCCCCGACAUCGGAUGCAAACCAUACCCGCGGGCUCAUGUCACGCAGAUCCCAUGUUGUACCCUCUGUUCUUCCCGCACGGGGAGAGCGGAUGGCACUUCAACGUGAUGCAAGAGGGUAACCGCAACAACCAAGUUCGCAGUCGGAACACUAUCCGGGAGUUUGUGUGUUAUCGUAUGGCAAUUCGAUAUACAGGAAACAACGAUACUGAUCACGGAGGCAUAAGUUUAAUACACGGUGGUGGUUUUUUAUUGCAGCAGUACGUGUGCGACCAGUAUGUUCGGAUGGAAUCGAACAAUCUCAACUACGCCCGUAGAAAUCAGCAAGCGCUCCUCGCUGACGCUUAUCAAGGGCUGGUGGACCACGUCAACCAACAGCAUCACUUGGACGAGGCCAACCCGAUGGCUGUCGGCCGUAGAGUCAUUCUACCGUCGACGUUCGUCGGGAGUCCACGUUACAUGAAAGGAUGUUAUCACGACGCGAUGACUAUUGUGCGUGGCCAGAAAUCACACAGUACGUCGGAAGAUGGUCUGCUCCAAACGACAGACCCGAUCUCAUAG